This is a messenger RNA of Harpegnathos saltator (Jerdon's jumping ant), 2576 nucleotides long. It is a transcript of the gene Coq8, whose product is annotated as ubiquinone biosynthesis protein COQ8, mitochondrial. The record is from RefSeq and is a predicted model, not a curated record. The coding region runs from base 343 to 2406 and encodes 687 amino acids. NCBI's taxonomy places the organism in Eukaryota, Metazoa, Arthropoda, Insecta, Hymenoptera, Formicidae. The transcript is spliced from 13 exons. Gene Ontology annotation, biological process: ubiquinone biosynthetic process.
AGCCUUUAGUCUGUAUUAUCGGCAUGACAAAUUUUCUAACCCUAUACGUGAUAUUUUUCAGAUUUUUAUAACUUUUGAUCCGUUUGAGAACGACACUUUUUUCUUUCAAAAUCGCGUCCUACGCAACAAAAUAUACAAUUGUGUAAAGUUUGAGCGAAAUCUAAGGUGUUGUCGGUCUUUUAAAUAAUUACCUUUAUUUUAUUCUAGAUUUAUAUUGCGGACGUUGUAAAUUAAUAUAAUAAAUAAAUAAGAACAAUAAUAACUAUACUGAUGAUAUUAAUUUAACUGUUCUAACCUUCAAAUUCUUGGAUUUAUCGGCAUAUCAGAUUUGUUUUCUGUGAAAUGCCACGUUCGAAAGUUUCUGAUCUACUUGGUGUACUCAAGGGAGCGCAAAAUGUAGCAAAUGCUUUGAUAAAACAUCAGGAAGAUGCAGUCAAGUACAGAAUCAUGCAUUCUAGUUUAAAGAAUAUACCAAAGAAAUAUGUACAAGCCACAGAAAAGCAAUUGAACAAUAUAGAACCAAGUAAGAUUUCUGAACAGAUAACUGAAAACUUAAAAGAAGCAAUGGAACGUAUUAGUGUGGUUGAAAAAGGUAUUAGACAAUAUAUUGCUGUAAAUAUUAAUCAAACUUUGGAUAUUAAAACCAAUUCUUAUGUUCCUGAAAAGGAAACAAAACUAUAUGUGUAUAAUGUUGCAAAAGAUCCUAAAGAAUUGCUAGGCACUGAAAAGACCACAGUACCUAAACAUGAAACAAACAAAUCUGUGGUACAAGAAGCUUCAAAAGAUACACAGAAUAAUAACAUGACAUGGAAACAUAUGACAGUAAAGGAGAAGAUUCAGACUAUUAGCACUUCAAAUAAUCAGGUACCUGAUAUAGAAUUUUCUAAUAAAGACAAAGAAAUCUUAAGAAAGUUGGAACUGGAGCAUGAGAAAAAUAUCCAAAGUAAAACUGCAGAUUCAGUCUCUUCCACCAGUAUUAAAGCACAAGAAAAGAAACAUGUACAUGCGAAAGCAGAACUUGAAGGAAGACUGGAAGCUAAAUUACUUGUUAAGCCAAAGCAAUCUUUAUCACCUACCGCUAGAGAGAGGAAAGUUCCUUCUACGAGAUUGCAAAGAAUGGUGAGCUUUGGAACCUUGGGUGUUGGUCUUGGUAUCGGUACAGUCGCUGAAUACACACGCAGAACGUUAGGAAUAAAGGAGCAGAGCAUUGGAGAUACAGUAGACAACAUGUUUCUCACUAAAGCCAAUGCAGAGCGGAUUGUCUCAACAUUGUGCAAAGUGAGAGGUGCAGCUUUAAAAAUUGGUCAAAUGUUGAGCAUCCAGGACAAUAACAUAAUCAGCCCCGAAUUGCAGAGAGUCUUUGAGAGGGUCAGACAGAGUGCUGAUUUUAUGCCAACAUGGCAAGUAGAGAAAGUAUUGGCAGGCGAACUUGGACACGACUGGAGAAGCAAACUGGCGACUUUUGAGACGAAACCAUUUGCGGCAGCUUCCAUUGGACAAGUGCAUCAUGGUACAUUGCUGAAUAAGCAGGAUGUGGCGAUCAAGAUCCAAUAUCCAGGUGUGGCUUUGGGUAUCCAGAGCGACAUUGAGAAUUUAGUGGGCAUAAUGAAGGUGUGGAACAUGUUUCCGGAGGGAAUGUUUAUAGACAACGUGGUAGAAGUCGCGAAGAGAGAACUCACGUGGGAAGUGGACUAUGUAAGGGAAGCGGAAUGUACAAAAAAGUAUAAGGAAUUUGUAGCAUCUUACCCGGAGUACUACGUGCCUACAGUAAUAGACGAACUCUCAACGAGUCAAGUGUUCACGACGGAAAUGGUAGACGGUAUCUCCGUUGACAAAUGCGCGGACAUGGACGUUAAGAUUCGCGAACGUAUCAGCGAGCUGCUAAUGCGACUGAGCCUGCAAGAGCUGUUCGAGUUUCGAUACAUGCAAACCGAUCCAAACUGGUCCAAUUUCUUCUACAACCUCGACACAAGACAGUUGAUCCUGUUGGAUUUCGGAGCAUGCAGAAAUUACGAAAAAGCGUUUAUGGACAAGUACAUUGAAAUUAUUAAUGCUGCGAGCGAGGGGAAUCGUGAUAAGGUUCUAGAAUUGUCGAAAGACAUAAAGUUUCUCACUGGAUACGAAUCAAAGGUCAUGGAGCAAGCUCACGUGGAUGCGGUUAUGAUUCUUGGGCAAGUAUUCGACGAGAAUCACGAGUAUUACGAUUUCGGUGGUCAGGACGUCACGAAGCGGAUUCAGACUUUAGUGCCAACUAUAAUAACUCACAGAUUGUGCCCGCCGCCCGAAGAGAUAUACAGCCUGCACAGGAAACUAUCGGGAAUAUUCCUGCUAUGCGCGAAACUCAGAGCUAAGAUCAAGUGUCGCGACGUGUUUCGCGAGGUUUAUGCUAACUAUAAAUUUGGAUAAUAUUAAUGUUUUAACGUAACAAAAAAUGUAUAUGCAUAUAUAUUUCUGUUAUAUUAGGAAAAAAAAAUAUAUAAUGUGUAAUUGUUAUAUCAACAUUAGUAUGUUGAUACAAUCGGCAUACGUACUUUAUUUUGUGUAGACAUAUUUUGUAGUAAAAUUGAAAUACAUUG